Molecule: messenger RNA, 2829 nt
Organism: Naegleria lovaniensis
Lineage: Eukaryota; Heterolobosea; Eutetramitea; Acrasida; Naegleriidae
Exons: 1
Coding region: 1-2829 (942 amino acids)
Source: RefSeq, a predicted model, not a curated record
AUGAACACAAGUACAACCUACACAUACGUUAGACCUUCCGAUGGUUUAUUUACUUUAAUUUUAGGCAAAACCGUUGAAACAAUUACUGCCAACAACAAAAUAUAUUACCGAUUCCAAGAUCUCAGAAUCAAAUACGAUACAGUUUCCAAGUACUCUAAAAAUGACGACACUAUAAAAGGACCAAAGAAUUUGAUAUACGUCUGUAUGGAAAUUGUUGUUGAAAUAAUUCUAAAAGAAGAUAGAUAUCGACCUCUUUUCUUUAAUUACCUCACACAACAACAGUUACAACAAAUACAUCACAAUUCCCAAACAACCCAACAACCUUUAUCCCAAACAACACAACAACCUUCGCAAAACUCUGUUCUCCAUGGUUCACAAGACACUACUACUAGACAACAACACAAAUCGUCUGGCACCAAGAAACCACAACAAGAAAUAGAUAAACAAAACAAAAUAGACUCUCUCUCACAACGAUCUUCUAAAAAACCGAAAGUAUUGACAAAACGAUCACGAUCCACUGACCAUGAAAUUUCAGAAACAACUAAAAAAAAGAAACAAAACAAAAAAGCCAGAGAACAAGAAAUCGAUCUCUAUUUAAAAACUUUGAUACAAAAAUAUGACAAAGAAAAGGAAGAUAUUGCGAAAGCUAACAUUUCCAAAGUUAAUCUAGUUGCAGCUUCUGAAACACGGGAUGUUUUCAUUCAACACAAUUCGUUACGAAAUAAUUCAAACAGUUUUGAUGCUGCGUCUCGACAACACACAAAGUUUUUUGAUCUGUUUAGUGAAAUUUCUAAUUUAUGCCAUAUCAAGUUUUCUCAUUUGUUGUAUCAUCAUUUCAAAAAAAACCCAGAAGCAAUAAUAGCUCUAUCACAAGCCAUCAGUUCAUCAAAUAUACCAGAAGGAAAAAAGAAUGUAUAUAGACAGUUCAAACAAAUGACAUUACGACCAAUCUCAUUGACGAAACAAUUGAAAGUUAAAGAUGAGCUUUGUUGUUCAAACAAAGCUUGGAAAGAACAUAUCUUUUCUUUAGGGUUAAAAGAUAUACUUCAAGCUGAUCUUAAGGCAAUAGAAGGUCAGGUAACAAAUGCGUUGGUGGAAUAUUUUGGGAUAGAUCAUAAAUUAAGAGGAUUUGUUAUGAAAAUAGAAGCUGUUAUUAUUGCAGCUGUAAAAAGUCACUUGCACAACGUUUAUUUGAGAAAACAACGACAAUGUCCCGUCCAUGAAGAAUUACCGGAUUCUCUUGUAGUCAAAAUGAGUAUGGAUGGAAGAAAAUUUGAUGGACUUCAAACAGUAGUUGUUACUCUUUCUAUUUUAAAUUUAACUACAUUUGGAACUCAAGAACGAAGAAAUGUAUUCCCUAUAGCGAUGUAUAUUGGUGAUGAAGAAGAUAUUUUGAAGUACUGUGAGGACUUUAAAGAAGAAGUGGAAAAAAUUUCAAAAGAGGGAAUUGAUAUCGUUAAAAAAAAAGCUGACUCUUCAUUAAGCAAAGAAAAUUUUAAUCUAAAGGUGACUAUAAUAUGGGUUAGCGAUUUAAAAUCUCUUUCAUUUGUCAGCGAUUUAUUAGAAAACGAUAUGUUUUGUUUGAGAUGCUGUUGCUUAACGAGUAACAGUUUAAACGGGACAUCAAAACCUCGAUUUUUAAACCAUAAGUUUGGUAUUGAUUCAUCCAAGAUUUAUAUUUGCAUUCUUCAUGCUGAUGAACGUAUUACGGAGCAUUUGGUAAAAUGGUCCUUGGGUUCAGGAGAACAUGAAACUCUAAUACUUGAAAGAGUUAAAAAAUUGCCAUGUUUUUCACCAACUUUUACAUUUCGUUCCCAGGCCAAACAAACUUCUGAUACUGAAGAAGAACCGGUAUUAGAUUACCAGGAUUAUAAAUUCAUGUUGACCGGAGGGAUGGUUGAGGCUAUUUCUCAUCAAUACAAGAAUAUAUUUGAAGACAUUAUUUCAUCUGAAUUGAUGCAAAUUUGGGAUCUUUGGAUUACCAUUCGUCAGUGGCUUAAAAUGACGAAUGAAGAGCGAGCAAAGAAAACGGAACAAGAUCAACGUGAAUUUUAUUUGCAACUGACACAAUGGCAUGUUAAACUUACUCAAUUUAGAUCUAGCGUUGGACAGCUUCCUUAUUAUAUGCAUAUUAUUGUUCACCAUGUGAAAGAGUUUUUUGAUGAAAUAGGUUCGUUGGUACCAAUUUCCAAUGAGGCAGUUGAAGGUUCUCAUCAACACGACCACUUCAUUACCGAAAGAGCAACAGCUAAAGGAAAAAAAAAAUUCUUUUUUGAAGAUAUUGAUAGUGUAUACUCAGAGAUGGAGAAAAUCGACUAUGAAGAGCCAGAAAUGUCGAUCGAUGAAUUUGAUAGAGUUUUUAGAUAUGAAAGACAUAUUCCAAAGCAAACAGAACCACGUGAAUGGAAUCAAUUGUAUCGUAUUUUCCAAUUGAUUGUUAAGAAAUUGCGAGUUUUAUAUCUCUCUUUUAGGUCUGAUGAAGAUACAACGUUUGAAAGAAUAGAAGAACGAUCAGGUAAAAAAAAAGAGAAAUGGAUGAGUUUCAAAGAUAUGAUUAUCAAUGACCGUGUACUCGUUGACAGUAAUGAAGAAACAACAACUAAUUUGGAGUCUACUCGUACAGAAUUGGAGAUUUCACAAUUGGACCUGAACUUGGAAUUAAACUUUGACCAGGAACAACUGUUUCAAGAAGAGCAAAGUGACAACGAAGAACAGAGUGAUGGCGAAGACCAAAUUGAAGAUGAAGAGAUGUUUAAUUUUGAUGACGGAGAUGAAGAGAUGGCUGAAAGUAUUUCAGACGGUAUUGUUGAUUAUGAUCUUCUAUUUUGA